Messenger RNA from Psilocybe cubensis, 1212 nucleotides. RefSeq lists its product as uncharacterized. The transcript has 10 exons. Gene Ontology annotation, biological process: NADPH regeneration. Bases 1 to 1212 code for a protein of 403 amino acids. NCBI's taxonomy places the organism in Eukaryota, Fungi, Basidiomycota, Agaricomycetes, Agaricales, Agrocybaceae. The record is from RefSeq and is a predicted model, not a curated record. Gene Ontology annotation, cellular component: cytoplasm. Gene Ontology annotation, molecular function: nucleotide binding; oxidoreductase activity.
AUGUCAGAGCUCAAGAAACUUAAUGUACUUAUGUGCGGGACGGGAGAGUAUACCACUGGAUGGACAGGUUCGGGGGCUUCCACGUCAGACAAGAAGGUCGAUCACCUUGCUAUGGUCGGAGUAAAUGGGAAAAAGUUUCCAGCCAUCAGACAGCACUUGACAAAUAAUAUCGCGGGCGUUUACGCCGACAUGGAUGUCAACUUUGAGGAAUUUCCUAAGGAUGGCCUGGUCGACGCGGAAUCCUACAAAACAGCCAUUGACCAGAUGAAGUCGGGUGAAGCUGUCAUCAUUUUCACUCCAGAUAGCACACAUUUCCCCAUUGCUCUAUAUGCAAUUGAACGUGGAUUGCACGUCCUGGUCACUAAGCCCGCGACGCAGUUAUUAUCUCACCAUAAUACCCUUAUCGAAGCGGCUAGAAAGCACAACGUUCUAUGCUUUGUUGAGCAUCACAAACGCUUUGAUCCCGUCUAUAGCGACGCAAAAGCUAAAGCCGCGACUCUAGGAGAAUUUAAUUUUUUUAACGCGUGGAUGAGCCAACCAAAGAGCCAGUUGGAGACCUUCAGGGCCUGGGCUGGCAAGGAUUCCGACAUAAGUUACUAUCUGUCAUCACAUCACAUCGAUAUAUGUUGUUGGAUUUUACAGGAUAUCGCCAUACCCACUCGAGUGGUCGCAAGUGCUGCGACGGGUAUAGCCACCAGCGAACCGUACAAUUGUGUUCCUCAAACAGAGGACACGAUUACCCUUUUGGUCGACUGGCAAUCGGUGAAAAGCAAAACGCACAGAGGAACAGCUGUUUACACCGCAAGUUGGACAGCACCCUUGAAGUCCGGGGUUCAUUCCGCCCAGCAUUGGUAUUAUAUGGCGGAGAAGGGUGAUAUCAAUGUUGACCAAGCACACCGAGGCUACGACGUCACCGUCGACGACACAGGGAAGGCUUGGUAUAAUCCAUUCUACAUGAAAUAUUCCCCUUCGGAGAGCGGUCAUUUCGAUGGCCAGCGUGGAUACGGCUACAUUUCGAUCGAGAAAUUCGUUGAUGCUGUACGCAGCGUGAACGCAGGUCUGACGCAACCCUCGCACUAUGACAAACAUGGGCUCCCCACUAUCAGCAACACCGUUCUUACAACAGCCAUCCUUAACGCCGGCCGCAUCAGCUUGGACGAAAAAAGGCCGGUCGUUAUCAAAAAGGACGGAGAAACAUGGGUUCUAGAGUGA